Plasmopara halstedii is the source of this 1377-nucleotide messenger RNA. RefSeq lists its product as uncharacterized. Lineage: Eukaryota; Oomycota; Peronosporomycetes; Peronosporales; Peronosporaceae. Bases 1 to 1377 code for a protein of 458 amino acids. The transcript is spliced from 2 exons. The record is from RefSeq and is a predicted model, not a curated record.
AUGGAGAUCGAGCUUUCGAGCCAAGCUGCUUCAAGGACGCGAGUAGGGGAAUCCAGUGCAAGGUGGCUCGAAUCAUUUAAAGCUAUUAAGCUUGAGCACUAUUCGAAUAACCAACAGAAUAGUUUUGCCAUUACCGAAAUGACGAACCUUCGCCUUGACGAAAUGGUUGAGAAGAAGAAUCUUGAUCUGGCUUGCGCACUGCUCAAAGACAUUCCCGAUAUAAAACAAGCAAAAGAUUUUUUGAGCACCAAGGCGUUUCAUGAUUGGCGCUCUAAACUCAUGACCCUAUUUGAGCACAAACAUGAGCUUCACCAGCCGACCUUGGUUGACGGCCAGACAGUGGAUGACAAGUUUGCUCAACUAGUCUCGAAUAUCGAUGUCUUCAAUAAAAACAGAAAGAUGUUGGUUGAUAAGAAAAAAACGAUUGAAAGACUAGCCGACACGAUAAGAACUGUCAUGGAUCGAAAUGCCUCGAAAAGCAAAAUGGAUUUGAUUAAAGAAUUAGAUAAGGCUAUGAAGUUAAGAUUGGCUGACGAGAUGCUGUUAGAAAUCGACCCCGGCUUGAUUGAGAAGAUAAUCUCGGGCUUUGAAAGAACAUUAGCUGAGUCCACUACGAACCAGGAAUUGCUGGUUGAGUGGCUGGUUACGGCAAUGGAGGAUAUCGUGGCUCACACGCAAGUCUUGGUGAAGAAGCCAAGCACAAUGGAGAACAUUGUCAUGAUUUUCAAACGGUUGCUUGUUAAAAUCCAGAAAUUGAAGCCAUUGGUUGAUGUUCCGGUUCUGGAUGACAAACAAAUCGUGGCUACAAACAAGAACUCGAUCAAAGAGCUUGUCUUAGCCGUCAAGCAGAGUAUGACUGACAAGAAAGUCUUAGAUGACAAUCAAGUCAAGACUGACAAACUGGUCUUUGCAUCUAUGGGAACUCUUCUUCCAUUAUUAGACGGAAGAAGCAGGAUGCCUGACAUCAUAGCGUCUGCUGUUAAAUCCGAAAACAAGGAAUUACAAGUUCUAGGCUCCACGUACGAAGACAUUUACCUUGAUCAAUUGAUUGAGGUCAGUGAGGCCCAAAAAAUCUGGAAGGACAUGGGAUUGGUAUAUUAUAUCAACACUCUCGGUACGGAUAAAGAGGCAAAAUUCGCCAUCACAAAACUGUUGAUCAAGCUUAACGAUAAAGGCGGCGCUUCUCUUGUGGACGAUGUCGUGAAAACGAUGGAUGAUCUGAAUAGCUAUUUAUAUAAGUAUCUACAUCGGGCCGCUCUUUUCAUCACGGAAAGGAAAGCAAUCGAUGUGCUUAAGAAGCUGGUGUCUGAAAAGAAUAACAAUGUGAUGGAUCUCAUUGCCGAUAAUGACCGCUUUGCACUUACUUGCGGACAGUGA